Molecule: messenger RNA, 1169 nt
Organism: Mizuhopecten yessoensis (Yesso scallop)
Lineage: Eukaryota; Metazoa; Mollusca; Bivalvia; Pectinida; Pectinidae
Exons: 2
Coding region: 253-864 (203 amino acids)
Biological process (GO): lipid transport; lipoprotein metabolic process
Cellular component (GO): extracellular region; membrane
Molecular function (GO): lipid binding
Source: RefSeq, a predicted model, not a curated record
UAUUCCUUGCAAAAUGCUGUUGUCCUAUCACAGGCAAACAAAAUUUCUACUUUCACGAUCGUUGUCACCGCUUAUGUUACGUUGGACCGUGAUAUUUUAACGAAUCAUGCUGUUGCAUGCACACAAAGAACAUCUCAUCAGCAUUUAAAAAGGUAAUCAGGUAUGCAUGACGAAACAAUAACAUCCUAUGUUAUUUAAAGACACUCCACGCAUAAUUCUUAUUAAAAGUUGUCUAUACCUUAACUAGCAAAGAUGUCGUGUUCUCAUGUCACAACUUGGGAGGGGAAACGAACGAAAACAAUUGCUUUGUUGCGACAACUUGCAGAUGGACUAGAUGAAAUGGAAAAUGACGUGAAUAUUUCGAAAGUGACUGGAACAUCAGCAGCUAUCGCAGGAGGACUCGGUACUCUUGGCUGUAUAAUAGCAGCCCCGUUCACGGGCGGUUUGUCUACUCUUGGUAUAGCAGGAUUUGCCACCCUCGGAGCUGCAGGCGGUGCCGUAAACAUAGGAGCUUUGAUUGGGAAACAUUUUCAUGAAAGUGGUUUGAUCAAAGAUGUUCAAAAAGCUCUUGACGAGGAUCGUAAAGAAAGUGAAAAUUUAAAUAUGGCAGCUUUUACUAUAGGUGAAACAGGUAAAAAAGAUGUGGAUAUUGGGAGGAAUAUCGUAGAGGCCGCGGCAAAAGCGGUUUCCGCAGUUGCCUUUUUGCCAGUAGACAUUAAUGAUUUGGUGGAAACGUCAAUCAAAGUAAACAAUGGAUCCAUAAACAAAUCUGCAAAAAAGGUACGAAGGAUCGCUAAUGAACUUGAGGCCGAGAUGAAAAAAACUGGAGGAUCAACUUGUGCGGCCUGUGCUAUGAAGAAAUAAAGAUGUGAAAUUGCAUUCCGCAGUGUUUAGUUCCAAGACAUCUUUCAUCGCUUCGGUUCAGUCAUUUUAUUUUCGAAACUGGUGUAAACACAUAUAGUUCCAUGUUUGCGUGAGUCCACAGAGACUAGUUUUAAGAUUAAUUGAAAAUGUGAAUGGACAUCAGAGGAAGAAGAAUUAAAAACCGUACAGAUGUAACAUUUUCUCUUACUUAUUUUAUCGAAUAUUAUUAAUCAUUUAACUUGUGCUUUAUGUUUGUAUUAUGUAUGAUUAAACUCUGCGACUUCAAUAAAAUACUUAAGCCAAUA